Geodia barretti is the source of this 2696-nucleotide messenger RNA. The record is from the annotation of a GenBank genome assembly. Lineage: Eukaryota; Metazoa; Porifera; Demospongiae; Tetractinellida; Geodiidae.
AUGGACAGUGACAACUGGAGCAACGACUCGUGUUAUGACCUACAGGAGGUACCAAGAGCUGCCCUUGCCGUCCACGCUUUGCUCGUCUCUGUGGUAAUUGCCGCGACUUUGGCGGGAAACGGGCUCAUUCUGCUCCUGGUGGCCAAGUUCAAGGUCCUGCGGAGCCGCUCCGUGGUUGCCAAGCUGAGUCUCACCUGCGUCGACGUUCUCUGGUGUCUCUGCUACCACGCACCAGCUCUCGUGUCCGCCUCGGCCUCGGGUUGGGUGUUUGGGGAAUUGGGCUGCUCGGCUUUCGGCCUACUCUCCGUACAGUUUCUGUUGACUCGCUGGCUGGUUCUCGCAGUCGUGUGCAUCGACCGGUUCAGCAACGUUCGCUUCCCCUUUUCCUACGCCAAGUACAGCAAGUUCUUGUUGGUGGUGCUGACGGUUACGGCCUUGAUACUGCCGUUCCUGCUGGCGGUUUUCCCCGUCAUAUCAGGCCUGUCACGGGAGGAGUUCAGACCCAACAUCCCCACCUGUCUGUACGGCUGCGAGACCUCCGCCUGCCGCCUGUACUACGGCAUUGUCGUCUCCUCGUCUUUCGUCAUAGGUGUAGUAAUUCCCACUGUACUCUACGUGUGGCUGUAUCGCAGAGCCAGGUCUCUCAGACCAACAGCAGUGGUUCUAGGGAAGAUGGCUCUCCAGCCAGCCACUGGACUCAUCACAAAUCACACUCUUCUUUCCAGUCAUCCCGACAAGUGGUCUCGUGACAUUCACAGCUACCUCACCCUCAUCCUAAUCCUCGUUACAUUCGUCGUGACCUCCCUCCCUGCAUAUGUCUCACAGAUUGUCCGCAGUGCGAACGUUGAGGCGUGGUGCCAGAUACCUAUCUACAUACACUUUAUCAUUCAGCUAGUGUUUCUCUCCUCCACAGCACUUGAUCCGCUAGUCAUAAUGAGAGACAGGGAUUUCCGGCAGUGCCUCAAACACAUGUUUUGUUGCUGGAAAACUGUCAAUCCUUACCACGAGAACUUAUCUCUUCACUCCACUAACAUUCGUAGACAAAGCGUGGACAUUCUCUCUUCUCCACUCAGUAAUGGAUCCAACGAAGGUUUGGUGUCUUUGCAAGAUUUCACACCCACAUCUAAUCACAUACAGACUCAAACUGACUGUGACCACCAUCAGACAACGUUCUUAUAGCACAUAUACCACGUUUGAUUGCCAUUUGUGUUGAAAAAUCAGUUAAAAAAAUGAAUUUGUGCCAGAUGAUAUAAAAUGAAAAAUCGGGAUGAGCGUGAGAUAUUAUGAUGAUGAACCAAGAAAUGUGAACUGGGUAUAAUAUAGUGCCAGAUGGUAUAGCUAUAAAGUAUCCUAUGAAUAACUGGUGACCUGCUUGGGAAUGCAAGAAGAAUUCAGUCAAUGUAAAUAAUAUUACCUCUGAAGGGUUUCUGAAAGACUUGUGAAUUGCAGUACCUGACGUGUGUUGAGAGGGCAACUAUUAAAAAAUCUUUUUUAUUAGCUCCAGACAAAACCUUCCCAGUCCAAUAGGUUGAGAAGAGGUUGGUUUGUGUGCUUGUAGAGCACUCUGAGUUUCUUCCUGUCCAUUUCACUCAAUUGCUGCCUUGGUCCCUGGCCUCCCCGUCCUGUGUUGUAGGAAGUUGAGGUGAUGAAUGCGGUUGUGUUGCGAUCCAGAGGGGGAAGUCCGAGGAAUUCAAUCACUUCCUCAAAGACUCCCCGCGUGUUGUGGAAAAACUCCUCACUGUUUAGGAUGAGAAUGUUUUCAGGAGGAAAGUUGCACAACCAGUUCAUGAUAUGGACGUAGUAGAGCCCUUCAAAGACCAUAUUGCUAGAGGGGUUGAAGAGGCAGCGAAAUUUCUCCCAGGAGUGCUCAACGCUUUGUAUGUCUGCUCCAUUCUUGAGGGCAGCGUUGAUAAAUCUCUCCAACUCAAGAUUGACCAUGGUCGAUGCCUUGGUGUUGUUGCUAUAGCCCCUCAACUGUAGCCGGAUCCGCAUGCGGUAGUUUGACUCCAACCUCUUGAUCGGGUCUCGAAGGAGAAUCACAAUCUUUGCCUGUUUUCCGCACGACCUCCACAGUCUCUCUGGUACAUUACAGCUGGUCAGAUACCCCACACUUGACUCUCCGGUCGUAUAGUGGCUGGUGUGCUCAAACAGCUUCAUAUACUGGCUCCAUUUCCAGCUCUUCCAGUGGGAGGAAAAGUAGUAGGUUUCGCCCACCUUUGGACCCCUGUCUAAAAGAAUUCCCUUGAACGAAGGGUGUCUGGAGACGUACAUGUAGAGAGACGAUGUCCCGGCUUUUCUCGCUCCGACGAUGAAGAGGGAAGGGCAGUCGAGGUGGUUAGGGACGAACUGGCUGCGUUGGCCAAGCAUGAGGGAGCCGCGGGGGCACAUCUUGGCGUAGUCCAACUGCAGUUGGGUCCCGAGUCUCGAGUACUUCGUCUUGUUCGCUCUGCGGGGAGUCUCCGAGGCUACCUGGCUGUAGUUCACGGUCGGACGGGGAGCAGCAGCUAACUCUUGGGCUUCUGCGAAAACUCGCGAGCCGCGGCAGUCGCAGCCGGCUUCGACGACAUUGGAAAGGGCGCGUGGAAUAUUCUGGGGAUUGCUUGUCUUGAGAAUUACCAAGACGGCAUUAGGUAUCACGGUCAGUGACAGAAACACCAGUAAUAGUCUACUCGGCUUCCCCAUGUCGCGAUCGCGGA